AUGCUACCAUGUAACGUCCACUACUGGGACUACGCGCAGUACGCGCAGCACAGCGUCGGAGAUACCAUCUCCUACACCUUUGUGAUCAAGCAUGGUGUGGUCAACAAGUAUUCCGGCUCGACAGCCAACCAGUCCUUCUGGUCGUAUGGGAGUCUCUUUGGUGCCGGUGUGGAUGGCACCAACACUGUGCUAGAGUGCGGCACGAACGGACCCAGUAGCAACUACUACAGCUACAUGGGCAGCUCCAGCACCAACAACACAACUGCAUCAGUGAGCCAGGUGGCAUGCUACCCGAACGACACCAAGAUCGUGGGCACCUAUGACGGCACCACCCAGACCAUAUGGAUCAACGGCAACUCGGGAUCCUCCAAGGCCGUGAGUGGACUGAACGUAACGUCGGGGCAGCAGUACCUGUUCAGAGGCCCGCGGGCAAACUCGGCACUCAAUGGCGAAAUAGGCUAUGCGCUGUUCUUCAAGACUGCUCUCUCGACCACCGACCGACUCCUGCUGGCUCCCACCAACACUGUGAGUGGGCUCGAUGCCACGGGCACAGUCUCCGGAGCCGUGUGGGCAGCGAUCAGCGGCUCUGUGAUUCUCUUGGUGGAUACGAGUGGUAAGAUCUGGUAUGGCAGCACCAGCAGUGGCUCGACGGCAUGGAAUCCGUGCCCGAGUGCGCCGUAUGCCAACCGGGUCGGUUUUGUGAGGAACUCGAGCACAUACCCAUACAGUGCAUGGGCGACCGAGUCGGGUGGCAAUGUCUACUAUUGCGCCAAUGUGACGACGGCCUGCUCGUGGAUCCGCAUCACUGUAUCGAAUGACUAUAACGACCAGUGGGUUUUCGCCCACGCAGGUCACGAUGACAUAUUCCAGCAGCACGGCAAUGUGGGCGACUCUGGACACGAGUGGCGACGACAGCGGUAA
Molecule: messenger RNA, 921 nt
Organism: Polychytrium aggregatum
Lineage: Eukaryota; Fungi; Chytridiomycota; Chytridiomycetes; Polychytriales
Exons: 4
Coding region: 1-921 (306 amino acids)
Source: RefSeq, a predicted model, not a curated record